Caenorhabditis remanei is the source of this 1065-nucleotide messenger RNA. RefSeq lists its product as uncharacterized. Gene Ontology annotation, biological process: carbohydrate transport. NCBI's taxonomy places the organism in Eukaryota, Metazoa, Nematoda, Chromadorea, Rhabditida, Rhabditidae. The coding region runs from base 1 to 1065 and encodes 354 amino acids. The transcript has 3 exons. Gene Ontology annotation, molecular function: sugar transmembrane transporter activity. Gene Ontology annotation, cellular component: membrane. The record is from RefSeq and is a predicted model, not a curated record.
AUGUUCGAGAUUUUCACUCAAGGAUUCUCAUUCUUGAAUCUUCUUUCUAUUCUUGCCUUCUUCACAACAGUCGGUCUCUUCUUCUGUGGAAUUCCAAUAUGUCGUCAAAUCUGGAAACGAAAAGACACAAAGGAAAUCUCCGGAGCUCCAUUCCUUAUGGGAGUUGUCGGUGGAUGCUGUUGGAUGACAUACGGAUGGUUGAAAAAUGAUGGAACUGUGAAAUGGGUUACCGGAUGUCAAGUGAUCCUCUACACUACUUACACAAUCUUCUAUUGGUGCAUGACCAAGAAGAAGCUUUGGAUCACAUUGAAAGUACUCGGUGUCAUCGGAAUCUGUACUUCAUUGGUUCUGGGAGUUCACUUCUUCGGAAUGAAGAUCUUCCAUCCACUCGGAAUCGUCUGCCUUACUCUCAACAUCGCUGACUUUGCCGCUCCACUCGGUGGAAUCCGAGUCGUCAUCCGUCGAUGGGCUACCUCAACCCUUCCUCUUCCAUUGUGCAUUGCCAAUUUCCUCGUGUCAACUGAAUGGUUCUUGUACGGUCUUCUCAAGAACGACUUCUAUCUUAUCUUCCCAAAUGGAGUCGGCUCACUUCUCGCCUUCAUUCAACUUCUUCUCUUCAUCGUUCUCCCAAGAAAACCAGGACAACGUGCUCCCAUCGUCAGAUUGUGGUUGUGGAUUCGUGGAGUUAAAGUUGAAGAGACUAAAGAAAUCGUAGCCGAACUCGGAGAAUGUGAUGAAAAGAAAAUGAACCGAGCUCAGAGAUGGUCUCAAAAGAUUAAGAUGAACGUGUCGACUGUGGCUGAAGAAUUGGAGAAUGUGAUCUACCAACUCCCAACAAAGGACCAGUUCGCCUAUACUCAUAAGAUUGGAGACGACGAUUCAUCGAGUGAGAAGACUGUGGAGACAAUCGAUGAGAAGAAACCAGUUGUCGCAGUGAAUCCAGCUGUUGAAGCUGUCAAGGAUGCAGAUUUCGAACGUAAAGUGAGAAAUUCAUUGAGAGCAGCUCAAGAAGCAAGAGAGUCGGCUCUCCGAAGGACGAUCAGUUCUCCAGAUCUCUCUGAUUAA